AUGGCAUUAAAAGAAGCAGUUUCACUCACUUCACUGAAACAACAAGAAGAAGAAGAAGAACAAGAAGAAGAAAGAGAGAGGUUCAUAGUUUUGAGCAGCACUUGCAAAGUGGUGGAGUAUUUGCAGCCAGUGAUGUCAAAAGAGCUUGUCUGCAAGUUUCCAGACAACUCUGCUUUCGAUUUUGACUACACUCAGAGUUCAAUAUGGUCCCCUUUGGUCCCUCGGGCUCAUGCUCCCAUGGAUUUGGACUUGGAUUUCGAUUUCAUGACGCCAAGGAAGCUCAAUUUCGAGAUGGGGUUGGAGUUGGAAAGUCAAAGCAGUAUCAAGAAAGUCAGUUCUAGUAUUAAGAAGAAGAUCUCCACCGCUGGAUUUAAUAUUAGUAGGAGUGCUUUGAAGAACAAGAUGAUGAAGAAGAAGAAGAAGAAAAGCAAGAUGGCAUUGACUUCUGAUUUCUCUCCAACUCCUGUUAAGGUUCAUUGUAACCCCUUAGCCUCAAAGGUAUGGAAUAAGGUGCUAAAAGCUGCCUCUAAACAUUUCAAGAAAAAGAAGAGAGAUCCCAUGGACCAUGUGAGGCUCUCCAAUUAUCUGAGAGAUGGAAAUAUUUGA
Molecule: messenger RNA, 606 nt
Organism: Prunus armeniaca (apricot)
Lineage: Eukaryota; Viridiplantae; Streptophyta; Magnoliopsida; Rosales; Rosaceae
Source: the annotation of a GenBank genome assembly